CGACGGAUCGCAUCGCAGCAUCUGGUUACUCCACGCCACGGCCCCGCCACACGCCACGCCACGGCCAGCCUGAGCCAGCCGCGCAGCCGGCCUCGUCUCCCGGCCCCCCCUGCGCCGCACCGCCCAUAGCAACAGCAUCGACCUCGGCCCGGUCCCGUGCCGCUUCGUAGUUCGUCCCCUUCCCAUUCCCCGCGCCCCAGCAGCAGCAGCAGCAGCGGAUUCCCCUCCCCUCGAGAGAUCCGGCCCUUCGCGCGGUCGCCGGAGAGAGCGGCAUGGGGCUCUGGGACUCGCUCCUCAACUGGUUACGGAGCUUGUUUUUUAAGCAAGAAAUGGAACUCUCCCUGGUUGGGUUGCAGAAUGCUGGGAAGACAUCGCUAGUCAAUGCUGUUGCUACAGGUGGCUACAGCGAGGACAUGAUUCCCACUGUAGGCUUCAAUAUGCGGAAAGUCACCAAGGGAAAUGUCACAAUUAAACUUUGGGAUCUUGGUGGGCAGCGGAGAUUCCGCACUAUGUGGGAGCGCUACUGCCGUGGAGUUUCUGCUAUUCUAUAUGUUGUGGACGCUGCUGACAGAGAUAGUGUCCCAAUAGCGAAAAGUGAAUUGCAUGAUCUGCUGACGAAACAGUCUUUAGCUGGAAUUCCUUUGCUUGUCCUCGGCAACAAAAUUGACAAGUCAGAAGCGCUUUCAAAGCAGGCGUUGGUUGAUCAACUCGGACUGGAAUUGAUAAAGGACCGUGAAGUUUGUUGCUACAUGAUCUCCUGUAAGGAUUCUGUGAACAUAGACGUCGUCAUCGACUGGCUUAUCAAGCACUCUAGAACAGCAAAGUAGUCUUUCUGUGUGUUUGUAUCACUUGAUGCACGGUGAUUUGAGUUUAUCUUUGUGAAUCAGCGCUUCCCAGAAUCCUGGUUUCUUUGGUCCAGAUGUUAAAAGCGGCCACCUUGUAAUUUAUGAUCCCUUUGGUGUCACAGACGAAUUGUAUGGUAUCUAGAAGACUAGAACCUUGUAUUCCCUCUGUAAAUCCCCUGAAUCUUUGAUUAUUCUUACUGUGAAUGUCGUCCAGUUUUUUUUUC
This is a messenger RNA of Sorghum bicolor (sorghum), 1069 nucleotides long. Its product is annotated as ADP-ribosylation factor-like protein 8c. Gene Ontology annotation, molecular function: GTPase activity; GTP binding. Gene Ontology annotation, biological process: protein transport. The coding region runs from base 273 to 827 and encodes 184 amino acids. Lineage: Eukaryota; Viridiplantae; Streptophyta; Magnoliopsida; Poales; Poaceae. The transcript has 6 exons. The record is from RefSeq and is a predicted model, not a curated record.